GGGUGCUUGGGAUGGGGAGAGACGGAGAGCGCCAGCAAGGCCUCCCCGUCUCCUCCUUCUUCGGAGCCCCGUCGAGGCUGCCCCCUUCCCUUCCUCAGGUGUCUCCCUCCCUCUUGCUAGGUAAUGAUUAAGACCCCGAAGGGGAGGGCCAGGGAAGGGCUGCUCAUAAGAAGGGCUGCCAUGGGAGAGGCUGAGCAGGAGAGAGCGAGCGCCAGCAUCCCCAGCCCGGGCUUCAUGGCUCCCCCCGGCGGCCCCCUGCUCUUGCUCCUCUCCCUGGCCCUGGGGCUCCUCUCCCGCCCUGCCAGCGGGGCCCCUGGGGAGGGCCGGGAGACCUGGCCCCGCUUCGGGGCCCUUCCUUUCCCCGAGGACGCCCUCUUCCUGCAGGAGCCCUUCCCCGAGGGCUUCCUCUGGGGCGCCGGCAGCGCUGCCUUCCAGACGGAGGAGGGCCUCUGGAGGAUGGCGGGCCAGGGGCCUUCGGUCUGGGACGCCUUCCUCCACCGCCCCCCCUCCCCCUCCCCCUCCUCCCUCGACGGCUCCUUCUUGCAGCUGGAGCGGGAGCUGGAGGCCGUGGGCCGCCUGGGCCUCUCGCACUACCGCUUCUCGCUCUCCUGGGCCGCCCUGCUGCCCAACGGCACCCUGCCGCUCAACCCCUGGGCCGUGGCUCACUACCGGGGCCUCCUGGAGGGGCUGCGGGCGCGGGGCGUGGAGCCCCUGGUGGCCCUGCACCACUGGGAGCUGCCCCUCCGGCUCCAGCAGGCCUUCGGCGGAUGGAGCCACCCGGCCCUGGUCCGCCUCUUCCAGGACUACGCCGCCCUCUGCUUCGGGCUCUUCGGGGGCCUGGUCCGCUACUGGCUGACCCUCGACGGCCCUUACCUGCUGGCCUGGCACGGCUACGGCUCCGGAAGGAUGGCCCCCGGCCUCCGAGGGGGAAGGCAGGCCGCCUACGCCGCCGGACACAACCUCCUCAAGGCCCAUGCCAAAGUGUGGCACCUUUACCACAAUCAUUUCCAACCGGUUCAAGGAGGCAGAGUAUCAAUUGCCUUAAGCUCUCAUUGGAUAAAACCUCAGCACAUGACUGGAGACAAUAUAAAGGAAUGUCAGAAAUCUCUUGAAUUUGUGCUAGGCUGGUUUGCUAAACCUAUAUUUAUUGACGGAGACUACCCUGAGAGCAUGAAGAGUGAUCUUUCCUCAGUGCUGCCAGAAUUCACUGAAGCUGAGAAGAAGCUUAUCAGGGGGACAGCUGAUUUCUUUGCUCUUUCAUUUGGAGCCACAUUAAGUUUCCAUCUUGUGGAUCCUGAUAUGCUAUUCCAGCAGGAGGAAUCACUGAGCUUAAGGAAGUUGCUUUAUUGGAUAAGCCGUGAAUAUAACCAACCAGAGAUUUUCAUUGUGGAGAACAGCUGGUUUGUUUCUGGUAACACGAAGGUAGAUGACUCCAAGUAUAUGAAUUAUCUGAAAUAUUUUAUUAUGGACACUUUAAAAGCUAUAAGGUAUGAUGGAGUUAAUGUCAUUGGAUACACAGUUUGGUCUCUCAUGGAUGGCUUUGACUGGCUCAGAGGCUACAACAUUAGACGGGGUCUGUAUUAUGUUGAUUUUCAAAGCCAGGAUAAAAAAAUGACGUUGAAGUCUUCGGGAUUGUUCUACCAAAAGGUGAUUGCAGACAAUGGCUUCCCUUCAAAACCAGAAAACCAGUCUGCAGAAGGAACAUUCCCCUGUGAUUUUGCUUGGGGAAUUACUGAAAACUUUCUUCAGGUAGAUACAACUCGAUCCCAGUUUCUUGACCCAAACCUUUAUCUUUGGGACGUUCAUAAAACCAAGAAGCUCAUUAAAAUCAUGGGAGCUGCUGCCCCAAUUCGCAAACCUCAGUGUGUUGAUUUUGCUGCUAUCAGGCUACAGAUUUCUUUACUGAAGGACAUGCACAUCACACACUUCCAUUUUUCACUCAAAUGGCCUUCAGUUCUCCCUCUAGGUAAUGAGACCUCUGUGAACCACACACUUCUGUUUUACUAUGAGUGUUUUGUCAGUGAGCUUGUCAGAGUUAAUAUAACUCCUGUUGUUGCUUUGUGGCAACCUAGUGCUGACAACCAAGGGCUUCCCUUUUCUCUAGCCAACCAUGGAGGAUGGGAUGACCAACGGACUGUGGAAGCUUUCGCUGAGUAUGCUGGGUUCUGCUUUAAAAAACUUGGCCAGCAUGUCAAAUUUUGGAUCACAAUGAGUGAGCCCAAUGUGAUGAACCUGACCUACAGAGCAGCACAUAAUCUGCUGAAGGCUCAUGCCAAAGCCUGGCACUUAUAUGAUAAAAAAUUCAGGAAAACUCAGAAGGGCAAAAUAUCAAUUGCCCUCCAUGCCAACUGGGUUGAGCCAGCAUGCCCGUUUUCAAAAAAUGAUGAUGAUGCAGCCAAACGAGUUUUGGAAUUUGACAUUGGUUGGCUUGCUGAGCCCAUUUUUAAAAGUGGUGACUAUCCAGAUGCUAUGAGGCAGUGGCUUCAGCAAAAACGCCGCCUGGGUUUUCAUGGUCCACACUUACCUUAUUUCUCAGAAGAGGAAAAGCACCUAAUACGAGGUUCAUAUGACUUCCUUGCCUUGAGUCACUACACUACAUUUCUUGUGAACUCUGAAAGAGAAACUCCCAAGCAGUAUGAUCACCUCCUUGAAAUCCAAAUGCAAGUUGACAUCACCUGGGUGAAAUCACCCAACAGAAUCCCAGUGGUGCCCUGGGGGUUACGGAAGCUCCUCAAUUGGGUUAAGUUUAAAUACGGCGAUAUCCCAAUCUACAUCAUAGCAAGUGGAAUUGAUGAUGAACAGAAUGUGGAUCAAGAUAAACUGAGAAAAUAUUACAUAGAGAAUUACAUCAAUGAAGCUUUGAAAGCCUACACCUUAGAUAAUGUUAAUCUUCGUGGCUAUUUCAUCUAUUCUUUCAGUGACAGGGGUGAUUCCAGAUCAUAUGGUCUCUAUCGUUACCUGAUAAACCAAUAUGAGGCAAAACCUUCUAUGAUACAUUAUAGGCAAAUCAUUGACAAUAACACCUUUCCUGGACCAGGAACUUCUCACUUCAUUUGCCUCAGAGAGUCAGUUCUUUGUCCAGAAUGCACCUCUGUGCAGCCAAGAAAAUUUUUCCUGGCAUUUGUAGCCUUUAUAUUGUUUGUUUUCAUUGUUACUGCAUUUCUGAUCACUUACUACUCUAAUAGUAGCCAUAAAUACUGCUCGCCCAUUGCUCACUGCCCUCCAGCUACAUUACCUAGAGAAACCUGGAAGUAAAUAAACACAAGGUUGUGAUUAUUGUUGCACUAUGAAUGUCUUUACAGUAUCUAAUGCUGUAGAGCAUUAAAUGUGAAAAUGGAUUAGAUCCAUGGGGUAUGUAUGACUCCUCUCUGUUUUAGCACUUUGGACUUGCUGGUGGUGUUAAUCCUUCUCACCCCACAUUGCCCUGAUUCACUGACAGAGAUCCACAAGCAGGAGAAUGCUUUUGCAUGCACAGCUAUCAGAGAAGUACAUCAAAAGUGUGCAUCUAGAUCACAGUGUUAAUGCAAACUGGUUGAGUCAUUGGCUAGAAUUGAUGCAUUGUUUGUUGAUGGCAUACAUCUCGAUGUGACAUUAAUAUUUUGUACAACAAAAUGUAUUGUGGGUGCUUCUACUCAGGUUCCAGGCAGUCAGCCAUCUCAGACUAUGCCAUUCCAUUUCCUUGAUUUUGUGUUUCUCUGCAUCCCACAAUACUCCACAUUCACUUCCUGCAGAACGCUGCUCACUUAACUAAGCUAAUUUGGGGCAGAGCUUGGAAAAUGUACUUUUUGGACCAUAGUUGGGAUUUUUAGGUGCUGACUAUACCAGCACUUCAGAUGACUGCAGCAUGUUUCAGAGAGAAAAAUGUGCAUAAAAUCAUAUGUUCUUACUCAGACAACUUUGAUUAGCCUGGGUGCCAAUUUGCUUCUCUGGGAUUCACUAUAAGAUCAUGCACACAAACCUCUGCCUCCCUGUCAAUCUUCAGUGACAAAUCACACCCCUGAAUUUCAACAGCAAAGCAGAAAAGAUAAUUAAAAUACAAAAGAAAAUAUUUCAGUGAUUUUUGUGCCUUCAAGUAAUUUCUGACUUACGUCAACACUAAGGUA
Molecule: messenger RNA, 4103 nt
Organism: Sceloporus undulatus (fence lizard)
Lineage: Eukaryota; Metazoa; Chordata; Lepidosauria; Squamata; Phrynosomatidae
Gene: KL
Product: klotho
Exons: 5
Coding region: 124-3255 (1043 amino acids)
Biological process (GO): carbohydrate metabolic process
Molecular function (GO): hydrolase activity, hydrolyzing O-glycosyl compounds
Source: RefSeq, a predicted model, not a curated record